AUGAACAAGGAUCCGGGCAUCAUGUGUUUUCGUCAUUGCUCGACGAAGAGCGUGUUUUGCAAGCAAAUUCCGACGACGUGCCCGGCGUGUUCGUCACAGAUGCAAAAUUUUAUCACAGAUCCAUUUCGUAUUCCGUAUCCGUUGGUAAAUGCCGCUCACAGUCCAACUAGCAUCGUCAUUCGACCGUCAUGCGGCAGUUUUCUCGACGAUUACGACGCAACGCACGAUCUGCACGUCGGAAUAGUUGAUUCCAACGGAAGCGUCGUUGAAUUCGAUAAAACUGGACUGAUAGUGAAUGACGUUGCCAGGUGGAUUGAUUGUGUCGCCUUCAAAGUCGUACCGAUCGCCUGGACAAUUCGAUGGGACGAAACGUUGUGUCUCAUGUCGAGAGACGUCAAGUGGAAGUCCAUUAACUAUGAUGAGAUUCAUAUGAAUUGUUUCAACUUCGUUUUGGAAUUUUUCAAUAAUCUGAGAUACGCGGAUUUAAGAUUUACGAAUAAGGAGGAUUUGUGCGAGCGAUUAAUACUGUCAAAAAUUCAGACCGCAAUCAGAUACAGUUCACUGUAUAGAGUUUUGAAGAAUCAAGAGUACUUGAUAUCGGAUUAUAUUGCACUGCCUACCAAUAAUAUUGUGUAA
This is a messenger RNA of Ooceraea biroi (clonal raider ant), 636 nucleotides long. Its product is annotated as MKRN2 opposite strand protein. The record is from RefSeq and is a predicted model, not a curated record. Lineage: Eukaryota; Metazoa; Arthropoda; Insecta; Hymenoptera; Formicidae.